Messenger RNA from Argentina anserina (silverweed cinquefoil), 915 nucleotides. RefSeq names its product probable LRR receptor-like serine/threonine-protein kinase At3g47570. Gene Ontology annotation, molecular function: protein binding. NCBI's taxonomy places the organism in Eukaryota, Viridiplantae, Streptophyta, Magnoliopsida, Rosales, Rosaceae. Bases 157 to 915 code for a protein of 252 amino acids. The transcript has a single exon. The record is from RefSeq and is a predicted model, not a curated record.
GCAUGGUGACUUCAAAGUGUACCCCAGUCAAUACUCUUGCUCCUAUGACCUGGGGUCCUCCUUGAGCAUGUCUUAAAUGGAACUUGCAACUUCCACAAGCAAAUACCCAUGACACCGUCACCGUGACACGAUCUUUCUCAAGCAAGUUCGAACAGAAUGCGGGUUUUGGCGGUGGAAGUGGCAAUCAUAAUAUUAUGCUCUCUUUCAAAUCCUAUAUUCGUUUCCUCUAGGCUGAAAGGAAAUGAUACCGAUAGGCUUGCACUUCUAGCGAUCAAAGGCAUCAUUCAGCAUGAUCCCAACCGCGUCAUGAGCUCCUGGAACAACUCCAUUCACUUUUGCUUAUGGCAUGGUAUUGCUUGCAGUUCAAGGCAUCGUCAAAGAGUCACCGUGCUGAACCUCAACUCACAAGACCUGGCUGGCUCCAUAUCCCCUCACAUAGGAAAUCUGAGCUUUCUAAAGGAACUUCGCCUCUUUAACAACAGCUUCACCCACAAAAUUCCUCCACAAAUUGGGCAGUUGCGUAGGUUACUUGUACUAUCUUUAUCGAAUAACUCAUUUACUGGCCCUAUUCCAGCCAACAUAUCCAAUUGCUUCAACCUCGACCUUCUCUCUUUGAGUUACAACAAGUUGUCGGGUGAAAUCCCUUCCAGUCUUGGUCUCUUGUCUAAGCUUCAGUUCCUUAUUUUGUUUACUAAUAAUUUAACGGGAGAAAUCCCUCCUUCCUUGGGGAACCUUUCAUCUCUUAUAUCAUUUGCUGCUUAUAGCAACAACUUGGUGGGGAGCAUCCCCAGCUCUCUAGGCCAAUUGAAUAUGUUAUACUUUCUAGCGUUGGGCCAAAAUGAGUUUUCCUGUACCAUCCCUCCUUCCAUUUACAACCUUUCUAAUAUUGGUGUUUUUUCUGUGGGUGCAAACUGA